CGACGCGACUGCGCAAACGUACAUAUGUGAGCGCUGAGGUCACAGCCGCCACCUGCGCAACCGCCUUCCUUCGGAGCGAGGUCAGAGCUGUUAGCUCAAUUGUACAUGUAGGCCGUCUCGGAACCUUCAAGCGGUCAGGGAAUACGUCUCGUUCUCCCACUUCGACUCGUCGCCGCACGCGCAACCAAUAUGGACUCCCCUGAUCAGACACCGGUACAGCGUCCUCUCCGGCGUUCUACGGCCGUUGUCACCGGCUAUGGUCCGUUCAAGUCAUACAGCACGAACCCCUCUUACGAAGCGGUGCGACCGCUGCAGGGAUGUAUUUUUCCUGCGGGGAGUGAAAGGGAGGAGGUCAUGAUCUUGGCGUAUGAGCUGCCCGUCGAGUACGAUAGAGUUCAUGCAUUGAUUCCCGCAAUCUACACCACCAAUCCCGCACCCAAAUUCUUUCUCCAUGUCGGCGUCAGUCACUACCUUCCACCCGCAACGCUCUGUCUCGAAACCUUUGCCAGGCGAGGACCGUAUACGAAGUGCGAUGUCAUCGGUCGGUGUCCUCCCGGAAAUGUUUGUGCGGACGAGGGCGAGGAAGAUGAUGACCCGAAUGCGAAUCCAGGGAGGGAUGAAUGGGAGCUUGUCGAGGGUAGGGAUCCCUGUGGGAAGGUUGAUCUAAAGACACUGGGACUUGUUACGACUAGCAUCGCGCUUCCGGCAUCUGCAUCGACGUUGGCGCUCGAAAAGAACGAUCCAGAUGCUUACAAGACUUUGAACCCACCCGCGGAACUUGUGCAGGCGAUCGUGGAACGAGUGCGACAACGAUGGAACGCUGCUGGUCUCCCCCACGCCAGCGCCCCAGUAGACGGAAGGGAUAACGAAACGAUUGAGGAAGCGAUUCAAUCCACGCCAGAAUCACCCGCGCCCGCAAAAGUGGAUGUCUCACACGACUCGAACACUACCGCAUUGAGCGUCCCGCCCGGCCCUCAAUGGCAAAUUCACCCCGGCACCGACGCAGGCCUGUUUCUCUGCGAAUACGUCCUCUACCGCGGGCUCUCCUGCUCUUCUCAUCUCUACUCGAAUAAUGGAACGGCGCCCCCACCGCCGGUGUUUUUCGUGCAUGUGCCGUCGGUCGCGCCAGAGGGGACGCAUAGGAGUCAGGAGGAGUUGGGGAGAGUUGUUGAGGAGGUUGUUAGGGGAAUCUGUGAGGUUGUUGGAUAGGGAGAAGGAGGGGAAGCACGCCGAUAGGAUACAUCACAUCAGGUUUGUCAUUGGCACCCCGUUCAGGCGUGCAGGGUUACAGAGCAUGCAUCAUUUAUCAAGAAUCGAAAUCCCAUCCCGCUCAUCUGCAUCGCACUACCAUUUCGGCACAUCUCAUAUUCCCUAUGCAUAUCCGG
Messenger RNA from Fimicolochytrium jonesii, 1385 nucleotides. RefSeq lists its product as uncharacterized. The transcript is spliced from 3 exons. The record is from RefSeq and is a predicted model, not a curated record. Bases 190 to 1209 code for a protein of 339 amino acids. NCBI's taxonomy places the organism in Eukaryota, Fungi, Chytridiomycota, Chytridiomycetes, Spizellomycetales, Powellomycetaceae. Gene Ontology annotation, biological process: proteolysis.